UCUUAAUUCACUCACAUGCAUAUUUCUUUGCAAGAAUAACUAAUCAAAUUGUGUCUUCUUUGUCGUCUGUAACCAGCUUAUUUAAAAGACUAAUUAUCAUCAUCUAACACUUCCAUUGCUUACUGAUUUCUUAGAACCUGUUCGGUUUGUGAAAAAGCUGAGAAACACCUUCUAUAAAAUUGGCCACUCUUUGACGCUGGAGUGUACAUUCACGGGCAGUCAGAGGAUUUAUGUCAGCUGGAUGAAGGACGGCAAACCUAUCUGGGCUUCAUAUAAGUACAACGUUAAAACGACCGACUUCUCAAGCACCCUGGAAGUUCUAAACAGUGACAGACGGGAAGCUGAAGGACAGUAUUCUUGCGAGAUUUCCAAUUGUGAGGGUACUGACAUCUGCCAUGCUAUGGUCAAGAUAGAACCUGUGAGCUUCAUCAAAAAGCUGGAAGACACGACGUUCAGGCUUGGGGAGCCGCUGUCGCUGUACUGCGGUUUCAGUGGCAGCCCCAGGGUCUACGUGAGCUGGAGGAAAGAUGGCAGACCCAUCUGGGCUUCUUAUAAGUACAACGUAAAGACUACAGAUAAUUCCUCCAUCUUGGAGGUUCUCAACAGUGACCGGCUAGAAGCAGCAGGAAGAUACUCUUGUGAAAUCUCUAACUCUGAGAACAGUGCUAUCUGCUCUGCCCUGGUCAAACUAGGUAAAAUACAAACCACAAAGCAGUUAAAAGAGCUGAUCAGCCAUAGCAGCUCAGUGAUAUUUGGUGCUAAUCUCUUCUCCAAAAAAAAAAAGGCUUCCAAUUUUUAGUUUUGGGGAAGUAAAACAUACUUGAUAACACACAGAAACUAAUCACUCAAAUAUUUGGCUAAAAUUGUCAUUAAAAUUUGGAGUUUUCCUGUUUUCUAGUCUUUGCAACAGAGAACAUUGUUCCAGGCCCAAAGCAAUCUAAAGAACAUUAUUUUGACUAUUAUGGUCAAGUAAUAAUUAAAAUUGUUCAAACAUGAAUAUAUGAUUCCUGCUAACCUCUAAUAAAAUAAAACACUUACCUUUCCCUACUAAUUCCUAACAUCC
Messenger RNA from Poeciliopsis prolifica (blackstripe livebearer), 1063 nucleotides. Its product is annotated as titin-like. The transcript is spliced from 2 exons. Lineage: Eukaryota; Metazoa; Chordata; Actinopteri; Cyprinodontiformes; Poeciliidae. The record is from RefSeq and is a predicted model, not a curated record. The coding region runs from base 242 to 799 and encodes 185 amino acids.